CCAGAUAUACCAGAGGUCACAGAAAGAAUGAUGAACUGUAGAACUGCUUUGUAGGGAGUUUCCUGGUAGAUAAGGGAUCAGGGUUGGUCUUGGCAGCUCUUGUUCAACCUGUCUCCAGAACUGGUCUUUUUAUUCACUUAGGGAUUGGGUGGAAAUUAAUUCCCUUCUAACACAUACCACCAGGGCCUUUACCUAAAAGCUGUUUGGCUCUAGAGUUUAGUAACAAGCCCUUAGUCCGUCUUCUGGUAAUGUGACCGUUGUGCCUGCAUUUGGCAAUUAAAAGAAGGGAAGUAGCAGUUGAUUAGUGUAGACCUGAAAAUGCAACGGGCUGUCAGGAUUUGGCUGUUCGGGUCUCUGAUUUGUGCUGCAUGGUUCGUUGAGAUUGCAACUGAGGGGCAUAAAGGUGCACAACCAGAAGUGACUACCCAAUAUGGGCGACUUCAAGGAAAACAGACCAGCGUGAAAGGAACAGACAGGCUCGUGAAUGUUUUUCUUGGAAUUCCUUUUGCAAAACCACCUCUUGGAUCCCUGAGAUUUUCCCCACCACAACAAGCAGAGCCAUGGAAAGGUCUGAGAGCUGCAACUUCCUACCCACCAAUGUGCCUACAAGACACCGAAUGGAUGAAGACGUUGAAAACAAAGUUAAAAGCUGUAUGUCCUCCCUUAACAGUUUCUGAAGAUUGUUUGUAUCUGAAUGUUUACACGCCUGCCCAUUCAAACAAGAAGGCUAAGUUACCUGUUAUGGUGUGGAUCCAUGGAGGAGCUUUGCUGCUAGGUGCGGCUUCGAUUUAUGAUGGGUCAGCACUAUCUGCCUAUGAAGAUGUGGUGGUAGUAGCUGUCCAGUAUAGGUUAGGUUUCACUGGAUUCUUUAGUACUGGUGAUGAACAUGCUCGUGGAAACUGGGGCUUAUUGGAUCAAGUGGCAGCUUUGCAGUGGGUUCAGGAAAAUAUUGAGUUUUUUGGAGGAGAUCCAGAGUCUGUUACCAUAUUUGGAGAAUCUGCAGGAGGAUUUAGUGUUGGAGCACAUAUUUUAUCACCAUUGUCAAAAGGUUUGUUCCAUAAAGCCAUAUCAGAAAGUGGAGUUGCUCAGCUUCCUGGCUUCUUUAUUUCCCAUCCUCAAGCAGUUGCUAGUGUAGUUGCUAAUAUAUCUGGCUGUGAGACAACCAGUUCUGCAAUGGUUCACUGUUUAAGGAAGAAAAUAGAUAAGGAAAUAAUGACCGUGAGUGCUGAUCUAAUUAAGCAAGUGGCAUAUAUCCCUGCAGUUAUAGAUGGUGUGUUUAUUCCAAAGAAACCCGAAGAGCUGCUGGCUGCCAAAGAAUUCAGUACUGUCCCAUAUAUAAUAGGAGUAAAUAACCAUGAAUAUGGCUGGAUUAUUCCUUCAGUCACUAUACAGGCAUUUAACUUUCCUGGCAUAGAAGAAGGGAUGGAGAAACAAGCCAUAAUCUCAUUAUUGCAGUCAACAUGGUCACUAAUGAACUUUCCAUCUGAAUCUGUGUCUGUGGUAGCAGAUGAAUAUUUAGGAGACACAGAUGACCCUGCUGAGCUGCGAGACCGAUUUCAGGAUCUGAUGGGAGAUAUCCUCUUUGUUAUUCCAGCUCUUCAAGUGUCUAAAUAUCAUAGAGACUCUGGCGCUCCUCUCUACUUUUAUGAAUUUCAGCAUCGACCCAGUACUUUUAAAGAUGCUAAGCCAGAUUUUGUAAAAGCGGAUCAUGGAGAUGAAGUUGGCUUUGUUUUUGGUGGGCCGUUCUUGAGAGGUGAUUCAGUCAUAGUUGCUAAUGCUACAGAGGAAGAGAAACACCUAAGCCGAACGAUAAUGAAAUAUUGGGCUAACUUUGCACGAAAUGGAAAUCCUAAUGGCAAGGGAUUGGUGGAAUGGCCACUCUAUGACUUGAAUGACCAAUACCUGGAAUUAAAUUUAAAGCAAAAGAAAGCAGAAAAACUGAAAGGGAACAGAGUGGAGUUCUGGACAAAGAUCUUCCCUGAAAAAGUGAAGGAAAUAACUGAAGAGAAGAAAGAGCACUCAGAGUUAUAAAUGAUAAUGUUUAAAUUUGUAGCUUUCAAUUUGUCACAACAAAAUUCUACCAGAUAAUAUUGGUUCAAUAGAAAAAGUUUAAUCAUGUUAGCACAUUUUUUUUUAGUUUGAUUGAGGGAAAUGAGAGCAAAGCUCUGGACACUACAGAGAUUUUGUUGCUAACUAAUGAAAUAUGUGACAGAGGAAAACUCCAGAUCAUUUACAUUAAAUAAUGGGAGAUAUUAACAAUUGAAACAGUGGAUUAACUCCCCAACAGAAAUAAUUGAGACACUGUCACUAGGAAUAUUGGAGGGGAAGACUAGAUAUAGUAUUUAGGGAUUUAAUGUAAAGGAUAAUCUUGUAUUAGAGGAAGUACAGGGAGAUAAAACUCUGUAUCUCAGGAAGAGACCCAUCAUCUGAGCUAUGAAUCCAACAUGGUGUGUGUAUCUUUUAAACAGUAACACAUAUUCCCCUCAAAUAGCUACAUUUUGAUACUGGACUGGAAUAAAAUGUUUGGAACAGAAAUGAUUUCAAAUAUCAGAAAAGUCUGAUGGGGAAAUAUUAAAAAUAUAGGGCCAAAGUAUAUCCUGAGAUGCAUGCUUCUGUUUUCUGUUUCCUCAACCAGACUUUGAAUGAUGCUAGAUAGGGCUUUUUAUUUUAUAUUAAUGUUUUGGAGGAUUUUUUUUUCAAAUUGUAAAUGGAAGAUCCCACAUGCAAAGGUUGUUAGCCAAUCUCAAUGUACAUACACAUAUAUGUAAUAUUGCUGAAAGCUUAACCACACUCUCUCAUAACCAAACACAGUGCAAAUAACUCACCAAGAAAAGAAACAUUAACAUCUUUUUCCAAAAUUAAAAAAAUCUCUUUUGCCAUCUGACAUUCUUCAGUAAUAUGCACAACAUUCUAUUUUGUAUCAGAUAAUUUCCCUUUGUUAUUCAUUUGUCUUUUACUCUUCCCUGGAUAAAUCAAAGCAAUGGAAAAUGAAAUCAUCUGAGCCAUUACUGAGACUUCAGAUUUUAUGUUGUUGUUGUGUGUGAUCAAAAAUAGAUAAAACUGAUAAAAAUGUAAUACAAUAACAGCAAUAAAGAUGUGAUCCUCAAACAAAAA
Molecule: messenger RNA, 3114 nt
Organism: Mauremys mutica (yellowpond turtle)
Lineage: Eukaryota; Metazoa; Chordata; Testudines; Geoemydidae
Product: fatty acyl-CoA hydrolase precursor, medium chain-like
Exons: 13
Coding region: 319-2031 (570 amino acids)
Source: RefSeq, a predicted model, not a curated record